CUCGCAAACAGCGCUGAUUGGCGUUUCCUCCGACCAAUCCGAUGGGAGAUCGUCGGCUGGCCGGGCGGAGUGGCAGUACAGCCGACCAAUAGGAGCUCUGCCGCGCCGUGGGUGUUCCCGAGGGCGGUAGCAGGGCGGUGGCGGCAGCAAGAUGGCGGUGGCGGGCAAGGGAGCGCUGUCGGCCGCGGUGAAGCCGAUCUUCAGCCGGGACCUGGGCGAGGCGAAGCGGCGCGUCAGGGAGCUGUACCGGGCGUGGUACCGCGAGGUGCCCAACGCGGUACACCUGUACCAGCUGGACAUCACGGUGAAACAGGGGCGUAACAAGGUGCGGGAGAUGUUCAUGAAGAACGCCCACAUUAGGGAUCCACGGGUGAUAGACAUGCUGGUUAUUAAGGGGAAAAUGGAGCUUCAAGAAACCAUUCAUGUAUGGAAGCAGAGGACUCACGUCAUGAGGUAUUUCCAUGAGACGGAAACCCCGCAACCUAAAGACUUUCUGUCCAAAUUCUACGCGGGCCACGAUCCCUGAGAGAUUGACUCUGUGUCUUCCUGCCUUAUAUUACAAAUAAAGUUCUGUACAAUAGAAAAAAAACAUACA
This is a messenger RNA of Pipra filicauda (Wire-tailed manakin), 595 nucleotides long. RefSeq names its product NADH:ubiquinone oxidoreductase subunit A6 (gene NDUFA6). Bases 152 to 526 code for a protein of 124 amino acids. The record is from RefSeq and is a predicted model, not a curated record. The transcript is spliced from 3 exons. Lineage: Eukaryota; Metazoa; Chordata; Aves; Passeriformes; Pipridae. Gene Ontology annotation, biological process: response to oxidative stress.